Molecule: messenger RNA, 2852 nt
Organism: Polypterus senegalus (gray bichir)
Lineage: Eukaryota; Metazoa; Chordata; Cladistia; Polypteriformes; Polypteridae
Product: neuritin-like
Exons: 3
Coding region: 102-542 (146 amino acids)
Biological process (GO): neuron projection extension; nervous system development
Cellular component (GO): plasma membrane
Source: RefSeq, a predicted model, not a curated record
UCUCUCGCUGUCUAAGCAGAUGCUUCGUUCCUUUUUUUUCCCUUUUGCAUCGCUGCUUGCUUUAUUUCGUUCCGUUGGCUCUGGCUGACAGGCUGGCUGGGAUGGAGCUCGGGUUCAAGGGUUUGACAUUGCUGCUCAUGCACACUAUUCUAGGCUGGGCUGCCGGCGCUGGGGGGUCGCGCUGUAAGGACAUCUAUCGAGGAUUUUCCGAAUGCCUGCUACGCCUGGGAGACAACAUGAGUCAGUAUGUGGAGCAGGAGCUGGUGGACUCGCAGGAGAUCGACAACGUGUGCGCACACUGGGACGAAUUUCAUGCGUGUGGCAUGGCUGCCAUCUCGGACUGCCAGCUGGAGGUGCAGGGCAUUUGGGAUUCCUUGCGGCAAGAAUCAGAAAAGCUCAACUUCCAGGGCAACCUUUAUGACCUGUGCAGAAAACGAAAGCAGGCCAACCAGGACAAGCUGAUGGGGGGCGCACACAGGACGGGGGUCCCGGUCAGCCUCCUGCUCGGCCUCAUCGUGCCCCUGAACGCCCUGCUUUACUGACUCCUUAGCACUUGAGCGGCAUGUUUUCUCGUAUUUUGUUUUUCGCUCCUCUUGUGAUGGUGUAACACUUUUUCUGUCUCUUUGAGGUAUCUCCUUCACCACAAACGCACUGCCUGUCUGUUAUUUACUGUUAUUGGUAGUCAGUCAUCCACCCACGAGAUGAUUGCCUUCUCACAUUCAUUCACCAGCCCCAUAUGAGUGGCACUCGGCCCAUCGCCCACAUCUCCUGCCAUCACACUGUAUGCUGAACAGUAUCAGUCUGCUUGUCCUCUUGACUUUAACUCAAUAUGGCGCCUUUUAAUUACAUAAGCUGUAGGAGCGUCCAGCACACCUCUCACAGUCAUAAUGGCCACUAAACUGAUUUGAGGGCAACGCAAACACUCAUCAGGUAAACUGUGUUGUUCACUUCCUCCUCAUUCAGACGGUGACAUAUUUUUAUUUAGAUUGUUUCCUUAGUGCAGGGUCAGUCCUGUUUGUAGAAGAUGGCCGCUUGCUGCCCACGUCUGUCCAAUGCGGUCGUCAUCACCUCAGAAGUCUGAACUUUCCAAUGCACGAAACUGGGAUUUGUUUUUCAAUGUGAGGGUACGUUAUAAAGAAUCCAGAAGCUGUUCCCAGCACACACCUGUGCCAUGCUGCCGUCAUAAUAAAUCGUUUUAUAAAGUUGGUGGGCACCAAAGCAAUACUGGGCAGAAGGUGAGAGCGAGAUGCCAACCCAUCACAGGGCACAGCAGCUCAAGCGCCCCCCUCUGCCUCACUCAUACCAGCCCAGUGUGGGGGUCUUCAUUUAUACAGCGUUUGUAAUAAUCUCAAAUUCAACCCUGCCGAUGUGUUCAAAUGGGCCAAAUUUACAAAAUAGAAGUAAGAUUUUUUUUUUCCACCUAAAAUGAAUCAAAAUCCUUCACUGAUCCAUAUUGCUUUAGUGAGAACAAUUUUUAUUUGAUUUCAGAGAAAGGAAGAGGAUAGCAAAGGCAGACAUUUUCAUAUAUAAAUUUGUACCCUUCCCUUCACCCAGUGCCCACCACCCUGAUCCAUCCAUCUUCUGAUCUGCGUAUCCAGUUCAGGGUCUCUUGAAGCCAAAGCCCAUCCCAGUCACAUCAGGCCCAAGAUGGCAUGCCAGUCCAUCACUUGGCACACUCACGCAAGUUUGAGUCGCCAGUUAACAUCUGGGCACACACCACGAUGAGGCCACAAAGACACCGGGAGAAUGGGCAGACUUUGAUUUGAACCCAGGACUGUGAGGCAGCCGCACUAACCAUUGCAUCGCCAUUACGUGUUUCUUCAUGGUGUCUUACAUAUUCAUUUUAUUUUUUUGUAUGCCCAUCUGUUUCUAUUCCGGGGCCGCAUGAAUCUGGACAGACCUAUGAGAGCUGCAGUGGGCAUAGCAGAACACCAGUACACACGUCACAGUGGGCAUUAAGGGCAAAGUGGGCAUGGAAUGGAUUUAGUCAGAAUUACAAUAGAGAAUAUAAAAAGUUAUUAACUUUCCCUGCAGUUGUAACGCCUCCACACAGAUGAGCGAAUGUUCUCAGCUAUCGUAGUCCGCCAUCACAUCGUACAUUACCGGCUCUCGUUAUAUCUUUAUAUUGUCACUACGCCUCCCUCUACCCUCAUCAUAUGUCGUCCCAAUGUUACGCUUUAUUUUUAGGGCCCUAGUAUUUAAUAUUAUCCCUGGGCCCGACUCUUAAAACCUUUUUAGAAUUUGAACUCUCAUUUUUAUCCAUUAUUAUAAGUACUUCGUGUGAGCGGACAUAAGAAAUACAAACAUACCUUGAAUACUUUACCAUAUACUGUAAUUACCUUAAUCUAUACCAGUGAUGAUUGUUAACCUUUAUGAAGUCAUGGACCCCUUUAAGGAUCUGAUGAAAGCUGUGGACCUCGUGCCCCAGCAAUAUUCACAUAAACACAAUGAAUAUCAUGUACUUUAUUUAUCGAGAUGUCUCAUAUAUAUAUAUGACAUACACAAAGUAUAAUUAAACUUUAAACAAACACUCCUUUUUAUAUGAUAAUUAUGAAAUACAAUCCUGUUGUGCAAAUUAAAACAGACCUGCUACUACGUUUUCUACUACCAUUACUGCUCUAAAUCAACAGUACCAGCCUAUAUAGUGAAUAUAAAUGUUCAUUUUUAUCUGAACCUCACGGACCCCGUGAAACCCAUCUAAGGACCCCCUAGGGGUCCACAAACCUCAGGUUAAGAACCCCUGAUCUUUAAAUUAACAUAUACUUAAAUAUAUUUAGCUGUAAUUUUACAAAUCUAAUUUCUUCAUUUGAAGUAGAGGUGGGGGCGGCACGGUGGUGCAGUGGGUAGCACUG